AUGAUCGUCAUCCCCGCUCUGCUGGCCCUGAGCAGCGUCGCCCACGCCCACGUCGCCGCCUGGGCGUACGGCAUGUACUGUCUCGGCGGCCCCGAUCCCUCUGUCGACGACCCCAACACCAACACCGCCGUCAAUCCGCUCUACAACCUCACCCAGACCGACUGGUGGUUCCAGCACGACCGCGGCUGCGACGCCGUCCCGCCUGCUGACGGCCAGAUCCUCGAGCUGCCCGCCGGAGGGAACUUCACCGUCGAGCUGGCCCACAACCGCGCGCAGACGACGCUCUCCUACAAUGGACAGUACACGUCCGAGUGGCCGGAUGGCAAGCAGCAUCCAGAGGACUGGUCCGGCCCGGGCAAUCCCCCGGACUGCAUCCAGGACGACGGCGCCAUGCAUACGAACAACCAGUCCAUGGCGGCAGGAACCGCGUGGGCGAUCAGCUACCAGUCGGACCUGUCCAAGGUGACGAUGGAGAAUCUGGUUGUGUUUUCUGUGACGCCGAACACCCCGUGGCACCGCCUGACCACCUACGAGGUUCCUGCUGACCUGCCCCCCUGCCCGGAGGGGGGUUGCCACUGCGCGUGGCUCUGGGUCCCCAAGGGCUGCGGCCAGCCAAACAUGUACAUGCAGGGAUUCAAGUGCAACGUCACCGGGUCAACAUCCACCAAGACCCUCGCGCCCGCCCAGGUCCCUGUCUACUGUGGAGAUGACAGCUCGAAAUGCGUCCAGGGGGCGAAGCAGAUGCUCGCGUUUAACCAACAAUCAGGAAACAACGUCGAAAUGCCUCCCAACGACUUUGUCUACUAUGGCGAGGGAUGGGGGUUCAAGCCAGUGAGCUGGGUACAGUGUACUACGGCAGCGGGUUGA
Messenger RNA from Rasamsonia emersonii CBS 393.64, 867 nucleotides. RefSeq lists its product as uncharacterized. Lineage: Eukaryota; Fungi; Ascomycota; Eurotiomycetes; Eurotiales; Trichocomaceae. The transcript has 6 exons. The coding region runs from base 1 to 867 and encodes 288 amino acids. The record is from RefSeq and is a predicted model, not a curated record.